AUGUCCGUAUCGCCAUCUUAUGAACCCGACAAUCAAUCUGCUGUUCCAGGAGAGGAUUUCUGUGAUCUUUCAUAUGAUUUCGGAGAACCAGAUCCAUUUGUACUACUAGACGAUUCAGAGAAUACACCAGGGCGCAAGCGAAUGCCCGCGGACGACCUCCUUCUCAUCUGGAUGAAUGAACGCGAUUUAUUUCUGGCGGAACUGCUGCGGCACGAGGGACGCGGAGGUUACACUUCUGAUGUGUGUCCUGGAUGUCCAUGUCCAACAUCGACUCCCCCUCGAUAUCGGUGUCAGGACUGCUUAGAUUCACAAUUAUACUGUGGUCUCUGUAUCAUCCAGUAUCACAUAUGGUUGCCUACUCAUCAUAUAGAGGAAUGGACUGGUCAAUUUUUUCAGCGCAUUUCAUUGAAAACUAUGGGUCUUCGCGUACAGCUUGGUCAUACAAUUGGCGAACGGUGUAUUCUUCCAAAGAAAGCAUUCAAUGAUGAAUUUGUUCUCAUUGACACAAAUGGCGUACAUGAGAUUGGGCUGGACUUCUGUGGUUGCACGACCUCCCAGACACAUACCAAGCAACUAUUGCGCGCUGGUUGGUAUCCAUCGACUUCUACUGAUCCACGAUUGGCCGCAACAUUUCGUGUUCUUCAUCACUAUCAUGUCCUAUCCUUUGAAUCAAAGACCUCCGCAUAUGAGUUUUAUCAUUCACUGGUUCGUUUAACAGACAACACGGGCUUGACGCGACAAAAGGACCAUUAUGAAUCUUUCAUGCGCAUGAUUCGUCAAUGGCGUCAUUUAGUGAUGUUAAAACGCUCAGGUCGCGGCCAUGAUCCAAGUGGUGUGGCAGGUACUUCAGAGGAUCAGUGUGCUGUGCUAUGCCCUGCAUCGAUUGAUGCCAACUUUCGUCUGAAAAGACGUGCCGUGUCAUCCGACGAGACUGAUCCCAGCCUUUCACAAGGUUGGGCUUAUUUCAUAGAGGAGAAAUCUUACAAGUCUUACAUCUUGGACAGGAUUGGAGACGUACAAGAGAAAAGCACAUGCUCGAACCAUAAUGCCGUGAAUAUGGCAGAAACCAAAUCGUCUCAAGGACUUGCGGCAACGGGAGUGGGUACUGUUGAUUGCGCACGUCAUAAUAUGAAGCGUCCCAAUGGAGUCGGCGACCUUCAAAAGGGAGAGAAGUACUUGAACAUGGAUUAUUUGUUUUUCUCAUCACUACGACACUCGACGGUGGAUGCCUUGAACGUGUCAUAUGACAUUGCUUGCCAAUGGCACAAGCAUCUUUGGUCGCGCAUGCUGUCUUUGCCGCCUUCACACCACUUGAAUUAUGUUGCGAGGACGAUCCGUUUUUUUGUGCCUAAGUUUCAUCUCCCUGCGCACGUCUCCAAGUGCCAAACCAUUUUUUCGUUCAACUUUACUCGCUUUGUGGGGCGCACAGAUGGCGAGGCACCAGAGCGAGGCUGGUCCAAUAUCAAUCCUGUAGCUUCAAGCACGAAGGCUAUGGGUCCAGGAUGUCGUCGAGACACACUAGACGACCAUUUCGGCGACUGGAACUGGAAGAAAGUGGUUGGACUCGGAUCAUUUCUCUUGCUCAAGAUAAAAGAAGCUCAGACAGAAAAGGCUGAACACGGUGCUGCUUUCGAGGAGUUUGAUAGCGUCAUUUCUUCUGAAAACCGCAUGGCCUGGAAGGCUGAAAUGGAGGCAUGGGAGGAAAACCCGAACAAUACGACAGUUACCAACCCAUUAGAGCCGAAAGGCAUCACAAUUACGCAAGCCAGUGCGCGCUUGAGUUUGGCCCAGCUCGAGGCCGAGGAGCUCGAGCGUGGUGUAGAUCUUUCACUUCACCCUGACGUAUCGCCAAGUGUACUCGUUGCAUCAGGUAUGGACCUCGAAGAAGAACAACGGCGUUUGAAGGUCGUAGCCGACAAUCUGGGCGUUCAUGCCACAGAUACACAGAAAUUGAGUGUCCUCCGCACAAGGAUUUCUCUUCGUCGAAAGAUUGACUCAUGGAGGCAGACCCAACUUCUGUACGUGCCAUCGGUGCAAGUGCUUGUCACCGCGUCAGCAACCAGUGAUCUCGAUAAUGCUGAGCUCAUAAAACUGUGGCUCCCGUCUGCAUUGAAUGGCAAUGCUUGCGAUCCCCACCUCCAGCAUAUCGAGUGGGAGUUGCGGUUUGCGCAAGCUCACGACGCUUUAGAAGAACUUAGGCAGUGCCUCCGUGUACACUGCUCCCUCUUAAAUUUCAAGAGAGAGUGGAUUCGAGGCCAAGGGGCCAACACUCGGGCUCAAAAUGCACUCACACGUGUACAUGCCAGGCAGGCGGCCUGCGUGAAGCGCUAUAGGACCGCAUGGGGGGCGCUCAAACGUCUCGCACCCAUUCUGAAGAAAGACCUCUCUGAUGACGAUGUGAAGCCACUCAUUGAUCCAUUUGCCACUCAGGGAGAGGGAAGGCGAAGGCUAACAUGGAUUUGGAUGAUGGACGGUUAUUUGCUAGGUGUUCGCGUUGAAUGGUGUAAAUCCCGUGCUAGGGCGCUUCGUUGGGCUGAAGAAGUAGAUCUUCUCCAGGAGGAGAUGCGCCGGGUCCUGCAAUUUUUUAAUUGGCAGGCAAAUUGGUGGGAAGGGCAGGGAGUCCUCCAGGUCUACGAGUCCGCCCCCUGCAAUGGAGAAGAACAAGGAACUGCUGCCCGCCGUGAGGCUGCUGCCCGGGAUGAAGGCCUAUGUGCUUAUGCAUCGCAGCAAGCCAAUAUUCGCCAUCGCCUCACUGCCCGUUUUUGCAGCAUAUGGGCCCCAUUUAUUUCUCCACAAGAUAUACUGGGCAAUCCGACUGCCAUGUUACCGAUCCCGGGUAAUAUGCCCUGA
Messenger RNA from Suillus clintonianus, 2850 nucleotides. RefSeq lists its product as uncharacterized. The transcript is spliced from 12 exons. The record is from RefSeq and is a predicted model, not a curated record. NCBI's taxonomy places the organism in Eukaryota, Fungi, Basidiomycota, Agaricomycetes, Boletales, Suillaceae. The coding region runs from base 1 to 2850 and encodes 949 amino acids.